Epinephelus lanceolatus (giant grouper) is the source of this 1081-nucleotide messenger RNA. The record is from RefSeq and is a predicted model, not a curated record. Lineage: Eukaryota; Metazoa; Chordata; Actinopteri; Perciformes; Serranidae.
GAUAAACAACAUACACAUGACUUUAGUUUCUGCAGUAGGAGUUUAAACUAUUUGUAUAUAGUCUAUGUUAUUUGCUCUAUCCCGUCGACUGUGUGUGUUUAGAGUGAACAAGAGUCUUUGACAUAACCUCAGUGUCUUAUUUAAGUGUCUCUUGUCUCCAUGGGUUCCUCUGCUCGUCUUAGACUUUACAUGAAUGAUAAUGGACCAUUAAUCCUGGAUGGUGGACUGGCGACUGAGCUGGAAGCGCAAGGAGCCAAAUUACAGGGAGAUCCUCUGUGGAGCGCCAGGCUCUUGCAUACCAACCCUCAGGCCAUAAGAGAUGCUCAUCACAGGUUAGCUCUUAACCUGAUUGAGUCAACGAGUCUGAAAGAGAUUCAUCUGGGAUUGGGGGACUUCACGAUCAGUGUUCUCAGGCUUCUCUUUUUCUCUUCCAAGGAGUUUAAAGUUUGGCAUCGUCCUCAGAUCGACUGCUUGGCAGCAGCAGGAGCUGAUCUCCUCGCUUUCGAGACAAUCCCCAGCAUCAAAGAGGCGGAGGCCCUGAUUGAGCUGCUCAGAGAGUUCCCAAACUCUCAAGCCUGGCUCUCCUUCUCCUGUAAGGAUGGGACAUGUAUAUCAGAUGGCAGCUCCUUCAGCGAGGCAGUGCAGAUGGCGAACAGAUGCACGCAGCUGGUUGCUGUCGGAGUCAACUGCUGCUCCCCAGCGCUGGUGGAGCCGCUGCUGCAGUCUGCAAGGUUGCUGCUGAGCCCGGACAUGAGCUGGGUGGUGUACCCGAACAGUGGCGAGGACUGGGACUCUGAGCAGGGGUGGCUGACAUCAGAGAAAACAUCAGCAUCGAUAUCUGAACUGGGUCACACAUGGAUGAAACAAGGUGCUGCUUUGAUAGGGGGCUGCUGUCGCAUCGGUCCUGCUCACAUAGCAGAGUUACGGCGAGAGUUAAAAGGAAGUUGCACGUCUCCAUCCUCGGCCGUGUGACUGGACUGGAAGCAGUGAUUGUGGUGAAGAAAGAUGUCUGUUCCAGGAGUUUAUAAAAAGAUCUUAAUUUAUUGUAAAAUAAAUAAAUAAAUCACUACAUCAAAUCACA